Aspergillus thermomutatus is the source of this 969-nucleotide messenger RNA. RefSeq lists its product as uncharacterized. The transcript has 2 exons. NCBI's taxonomy places the organism in Eukaryota, Fungi, Ascomycota, Eurotiomycetes, Eurotiales, Aspergillaceae. Bases 1 to 969 code for a protein of 322 amino acids. The record is from RefSeq and is a predicted model, not a curated record.
AUGUCAAACACUGCGAAUACAGCCUUGGUCAUCGGUGGCACGGGUGCUCAGGGAAUACCGGUCGUCAAAGCGUUGGCAUCUGGUUUGAAAUACACCGUCCGGGUCCUGACUAGGGAUUCCUCUUCGGAAGAAGCAAAAGAGCUCGCUGCAAUCCCCGGUGUGUCGAUAUUUGAGGGGGAGACCCACGAGCCCACCCUGCGGGAGGCAUUUAAAGACAUCUCCUAUGUCUUCGCUAAUACUAAUGGCUUUGCCAUUGGUGAGCAGGCUGAGAUAUACUGGGGCAUUCGGCUCUACGAGCUAGCUCGAGAAUUCGGCGUAAAGCAUUUCCUCUACGCUGGUCUCGAAUAUGCCUCAAAGCUUGGGAACUUUGACCCCAAAUAUCGGACUGGGCAUUUGGACAGGAAAGGGAAAGUGGUUGACUACCUUUCUGCUCAGCCAACUACUCCUAUGGCGUGGUCUGUCCUGACAUCAUGCUUAUAUGUUGAAGGCCUCUCGGAGAUCCUACGGCCUUUCCCGGAUCCGAACGACCCUGACACGAUGGUCUUUGCAGUGCCCUUGGGGGAUGGAAAAUGCCCUCUUAUCUAUCUUGAGGACUAUGGAGCCUACGCCCGAUGGAUACUUGACAACCCCUCCCAGAGUAACGGCCUCGAAUUACAUGUGGCCACGGAGGACAUCGCGUGGAAAGAUGUCGCUGCGGCCUUUACGGCAGUGACGGGCAAGAAGGCGGUCUAUAAGGAUGUGACCUUGGACGAAUAUUUCCAAUUAGGAGUGUUCCCAAACCCAGAUGUGAAACUGGGCCAUUCCGCCGUCCUGAUGAUCCUACCCUCUAACCUGAGCAAGAGGGAUUAUCAGCUGUUGGAUGAAACCCUGCCAACCAGAGUGAAGAGUGUGAGAGAAUGGAUGGAGAAAACUGGAUAUACAGGGAAGCCUGCGUCGGUUCUGAAAGACCAUCGCGCUGGUAAAGUCUAA